Molecule: messenger RNA, 2446 nt
Organism: Episyrphus balteatus (marmalade hoverfly)
Lineage: Eukaryota; Metazoa; Arthropoda; Insecta; Diptera; Syrphidae
Gene: Sam-S
Product: S-adenosylmethionine synthase
Exons: 2
Coding region: 624-1856 (410 amino acids)
Biological process (GO): S-adenosylmethionine biosynthetic process
Cellular component (GO): cytosol
Molecular function (GO): ATP binding; methionine adenosyltransferase activity
Source: RefSeq, a predicted model, not a curated record
UUCGCAAAAAAUUUCUUCCUCAAUCGGGCGCAAAUUCUUCCAUUUAAACUUUUUCACAUAAAACAAUAAAAAGUCAUUAAUUGUAUUCAAUAACCCAUCAAUAAUAAUUCUACCAUCUUAUAUUAAAAUUAUACAAUUCAAACAAUCAACAAUUUAUUUAGAAAAAUAUCCAAGAGUAAUCGAAAAGUAAAAAUAUCCCAACCUAGUGUCAGACUAAAAAAGAAAUAAAAAUCCAUCUGUGCAAUCAGCCCCCCUGCCGAACCGCUCACCAAUUCAGUCUUUCGCUUUAUAUAGCCCGAAAAAGGUAUACAAUUUUCUCAAUUCUAAUAUUUCUAUGAUUGUAACCUGUCAGGCUAGUCAGCACGCGGGAUUACAGCACGUGUGUGCCUUGUUGGAAAGAAAAAUAAAAAGUUCUUAAUUGUUCUUAUUAAUCGCGAAAGAAUAUCCUUUUUCGGAUUAUUAAUUUAAUUUAUCUCGGAGUGAAAAUCGAAAUUGAAAAAAACUACCAUUUUUUCACACAACCAAGUGUUAAUUUCUAUUUGAGCGCACACUCCAGACAAAACAGACAUCGUUUUCGUACGUAACCCUUCCGAGAAAAGAACCGAAAAGAAAAAUAAAACAAAAUGCCACAAACAUCAUCUACAUCUACUAACCAAGUAAAUGGUUAUUCCAAUUCCAACAACGAUGGCAAAUACGACAUGGAAGACGGACAAUCGUUCCUUUUCACAUCCGAAUCUGUCGGCGAAGGCCAUCCGGACAAAAUGUGUGACCAAAUAAGUGACGCAAUUCUGGAUGCCCUUUUGCACCUCGAUCCCGAUGCAAAAGUAGCUUGCGAAACAGUCACUAAAACCGGCAUGGUUUUGUUGUGUGGUGAAAUCACAUCGACAGCCACAAUUGACUAUCAAAAAGUUGUCCGCGAUACAAUUCAGCACAUUGGCUAUGAUGAUUCCUCCAAAGGCUUUGAUUAUAAAACCUGCAAUGUUUUACUCGCUUUGGCACAACAAUCACCUAAUAUUGCAGCUGGGGUACACAUUAAUCGUUCCGAAGAUGAAAUCGGUGCUGGAGAUCAGGGAAUUAUGUUUGGCUAUGCCACCGACGAGACAGAAGAAUGCAUGCCAUUGACAGUUGUUUUAGCACACAGGCUGAAUCAGAGAAUUGCUGAAUUGCGUCGUUCGGAGGAAUUCUGGUGGGCUAGACCUGACUCCAAGUCGCAAGUCACUUGUGAGUACACUUUGAACAGAGGAUCAACAAUCCCAAAGCGAGUGCAUACGAUUGUAGUGUCGGUACAGCAUUCGGAGAAAAUCUCAAUUGAUGACCUGCGCAAAGAAGUUAUGGAAAAGGUUGUCAAAGUCGUAAUCCCAGCUGAGUACUUCGAUGCCAACACAAUUGUUCACAUUAAUCCUUGCGGGGAAUUCAUUAUUGGCGGACCAAUGGGUGAUGCUGGCUUGACAGGAAGGAAGAUCAUUGUUGACACAUAUGGCGGAUGGGGUGCUCAUGGAGGUGGAGCGUUCUCCGGCAAGGAUUUCACAAAGGUAGACCGUUCGGGAGCAUAUGCUGCGCGUUGGGUAGCGAAAUCAUUGGUCAAAGCUGGCAUUUGUAAGCGUUGUUUGGUGCAAGUGUCGUAUGCUAUUGGAGUGGCGGAGCCACUAUCUAUCACCGUCUUCGAUUAUGGUACUUCGCAUAAGACACAAAAAGAGUUGCUAGCCAUUAUUAAAGCCAACUUUGACUUGAGACCUGGCAGGAUUGUCAAGGACUUGAAUUUGAGACAUCCCAUCUAUCAGCGGACGAGUACUUAUGGACAUUUCGGACGUGACUGCUUCUCGUGGGAGCAGGCAAAGCCUUUGGAUAUAAAUUGACUAGAGGAGAGAGACGGUGAGCCGUUUGCUAAAAAACUUAAAAAAAUCAAUUAGGAAACCAUACAAAUUUUUUUUUAUUAUUAUUUUUAAUUUUAUUGAAAAAAAAAAACUAAAGAAAAAAAACAGAAAAAACAAAAACAAUUGUAUAAGGAACAUUUAACAAAAAAGUAGGAUCACCGUGAGCCUGUUUUUUUUUUUAUUUUAUGAAAAUUAUAAAAAAAAUUAAAUAAGAGUGGUGUUAUAACCUAUAAUAGGCACACGGGAGAAUUUUUUAAGUAUAAAAAACAUUUUUAUUAUAUUGUAUUUUUAUUAAUUUUUAUGAAGAUGAAGAAAAAGAAGGAUUGCUUUUCUGCUUCCUAUUUUUUUUUUCAUUCUUCCUGCAUUCGAAAAAUAAGUUACACAUAUAUAAACGUAAAUAUAUAUAUAUUAUAUUCAAAAUAAAAUGAAAAAAAUAACAAUACAAAGUUGUUCUCUAUCUCUCUCUCUUUAUUGUCGUUUUUAUUUUUAAUUUGCACUACACAACAACAACAAAAAAGAAAGAAAUAUAAAAUAAAAUAAAAAGAAAAAUAUGUUUAAAAUAUUGGAAAUUA